Ilex paraguariensis (yerba mate) is the source of this 1291-nucleotide messenger RNA. Lineage: Eukaryota; Viridiplantae; Streptophyta; Magnoliopsida; Aquifoliales; Aquifoliaceae. The record is from the annotation of a GenBank genome assembly.
UACCAGUAAACCCUCUCUCUGAUCAACAUGAAAUGGCAAAGAACUUUUCAACAUCAUCAAUGACCUAAUACCAAAAAUGAAGACCAGCCCACAUCUCAACCUAGCCCUCUGGGGCUUCUUCUUCCUUCUCUCCAUCUUCUCAAAUCUCUCUCACCAAGCUUCUUAUUCUCCUCCACCCCUUCCAAACCCUAGACUUCAAAAUGCUUACAUCGCCCUCCAAGCAUGGAAACAUGCAAUCACAUCAGACCCUAAAGGGUUCACUUCAAACUGGUAUGGCCCAAAUGUUUGUAACUACACCGGAGUAUUCUGUGCACCAGCCCUAGAUGACCCUCAUGUCACUACAGUAGCCGGAAUUGACCUGAACCAUGCCGACAUCGCCGGAACUUUGCCGGAGGAUCUGGCUCUCCUCACUGACUUAGCUCUCUUCCAUAUAAACUCCAACCGCUUUUGUGGAACCCUACCAAACUGCUUCAGUAAGCUCCAUCUUCUCUAUGAGCUCGACGUUAGCAACAACCUCUUCUCCGGCGAGUUUCCUUCUGUUGUUCUUUCCCUUUCCUCUCUCAGAUUUCUUGAUAUUCGAUUCAAUGAUUUUGAGGGUAAAGUUCCAUCAAGCCUUUUCGAACUCAAACUCGACGCUUUGUUCAUAAAUAACAACAAUUUUAAUUCAUCUUUCCCUGAAAACAUUGGUAGUUUACCAGUUUCAGUGGUGGUUUUGGCGAAUAGCGAUCUUAGCGGUUGUUUGCCAUCGAGUAUAUCGAAAAUGGCCGGAACCCUAAAUGAGAUUAUUCUCAUGGGCAUGGGUUUGAGUGGAUGUCUGCCGGAAGAGAUAGGGCUGUUGAAGAAUGUGACAGUGUUUGAUGUGAGCAAAAAUGGUUUUGUUGGGACGUUGCCGGAGUCUAUGGGAGGCAUGAAGAGCUUGGAGCAACUGAAUGUCGCGUCUAACAAACUCUCCGGCGAGAUUCCGGCGAGUAUAUGCUCGUUGCCGAUGUUGCAGAAUUUCACAUACUCGGACAAUUACUUCUGUAGUGAACCGGCAACGUGCCUCAAAUUGCCGGAUAAAGAUGACCGGGAAAACUGUAUUCCGGGAAGGCCGGCACAAAGGUCAGCUGGAGAAUGUAAGGCCUUUUAUUCACAUCCUGUGGAUUGUGGUGCUUCUGGUUGUUCACCUAGGAGUCCACCACCUCCCCCACCUCCACCUCCACCUCCACCUCCGCCUCCACCUCCACCUCCGCCUCCACCACCGCCACCGCCGCCUCCCCCACCACUACAUCCACUGCCACCGCCAUAUUAG